Messenger RNA from Eremothecium gossypii ATCC 10895, 2046 nucleotides. RefSeq names its product DNA-binding transcription factor RAP1 (gene RAP1). The coding region runs from base 1 to 2046 and encodes 681 amino acids. Gene Ontology annotation, cellular component: shelterin complex. Gene Ontology annotation, molecular function: telomeric repeat DNA binding. Gene Ontology annotation, biological process: regulation of DNA-templated transcription; telomere maintenance via telomere lengthening. Lineage: Eukaryota; Fungi; Ascomycota; Saccharomycetes; Saccharomycetales; Saccharomycetaceae. The transcript has a single exon. The record is from RefSeq and is marked provisional.
AUGUCAGACAGCCAGGACGACUUCGAGACUGCUCCGGACCACUUCUCGGAGGAGCUGAAAUCUCAUCACGGUAUAUUCCAUGGACUGAAAUUCUAUUUCGCGGACGACAUAAAUAAAGACUAUUACAAGUCUGCGGUGAGCAAGCUGGGAGGAGUGGUUCUGGAGGAGCCCCCCAAGGAGGUGCAACGGGACCAGUACAUCGUCUCACAUGUGAACACCUUCGACUUGCCGACUGUGGAUCCUUUGUUCAUCAGCAACUCGCUAGAUCAGAACACACUGCUUAAUGUGGGGCCAUUUCUGCUUCCCCCGGUGAAUGAGCGGUCGGAAUAUGACGUGGACGUCUCGGACACGUCGCGAAUUGACAGUCGUAUCCGGCAGGCGAGCGCGGCCCAGGCGGAAGAAGAGGACGCGAGGGGCACGCAACACGACGAUGUGGCGUCUGCGGCGGUAGCCGCAGCUGAAGCUGCCUCUCUAGCCCACGAGCACACGCACGCGACAGGGCGUGAUGUGGUCAGACAGAAGAUUGACGACGCGCGCCAGGAGCUCGCAUCUUCCACCCGCAGUGGGGCCUUGGAUACAAACACGGCGCAAAGCGGCCAGGUUGGGGCGGUGGGUGAACCGGCGAAAGCGAUGCUUACGCGUUCGAGCAACUUGCCUCCGCACAAUAAGUCUUCCUUCACAGAGGAGGAAGACGAGUUCAUAUUGGAUGUCGUGCGUAAGAACCCCACCCGGCGCACCACGCAUACACUGUUUGACGAGAUCUCACACUACGUUCCCAACCACACAGGCAACUCGAUCAGGCAUAGGUAUAGAGUCUAUCUUUCGAAGCGGCUGAACUACGUCUACAAGGUAGACGAGAACGGGAAGUUGCUGCGCGACGAAAAGGGAGAAUUCAUAAAGACUGAUGUUCUUCCACAGGGUCUAAAGCGGAAGUUUACAGCUGAUGAGGACUAUCAGCUGGCGCUUAAUAUCAAGAAACAGUUUUACAAGGACAUUUACCAGGUUGAUCCGGAUACUGGCGAGUCGCUCAUCCGCGAUGACGAUGAGCCAAGUACCGUUGCCAAAAGGAAGAUGGUAAUGGAUCCUACGUUUAUUCCAGGUAAGGAACCUAGCUUUCAGGACUAUAAUGUGGGCGACCGGCGUGGUCCUCUUUCCAGGGAAUUCUUCAAGACAUAUGGAGAGAAAUAUCCUUCUCAUACGGAGAACGCGUGGAGAGAUAGGUUCAGAAAGUUCCUGUUAAACUACGGUAUUGACGAAUAUAUUGCCUACUAUGAAAAUGAACAGGCCCACAACCGCGUCCCUGAACCUAUGAAGAAUAUGACAAACAGAGUUAAGCGCCCUGGACCUGCUCCUGGUAACUAUAAUAAUGCCAAGAAGGUUAAGUUUAUGUCACCAACUUCUCAGCAGGCGCACUCAGCUUCUACCAACCAGUACACCAUACCUCAGGAUGACUUGCUAGAUGAAGAGACAUUAAGCUUUAUUACUGGCUUGAAAAGAGACUUAUCCAGAAUGGAAAGCCAUCAAAAUCAGGCACCUGAUAUUCCAUUUGAGUACACUCAGGAGCUAGCUGAAUCGAUUCGGAAUAAUUUUACAAUGGAGGAGACACAAUUCGAUAACAUCAAUCCAGAUGAGAUUCCAUUCCCUCCUCAAAUUGCGACAACUGACCUAUUCAUGCCAGAAUUCUUUCAUUUUGCUACAACUAGAGACUUCCUAAACAAAGUUCAUGAAAUUGUCAACAGAACUUAUCAUACAUCCCAAGCCGAAAAACUGGUUGAAGAUCUACGUGACGAAUGUGGUAUCCGUAAAGCGUUCAGUACGUCUAUCUUGACAGCUUUAUCAGGCGAUUUGAUGGUCUUGCCGAGGUACUUCUUAUGUGCCUUCCGCUACUCUGCCAAUCCGCCUAUGAAUGUUCCUGGUAUCUGGACUAAAGAAGAUGACGAAAUGCUGAAGAAUAAUUCAGAUGAAGACAUGAAGCUUCUAAUCAAGAAGCAUGGGAGCGGCAGGAUUGAGAUGAGAAAGAGAUUCCACCAGAAUGAUCUUGUGUAA